AUGGACGCUUGCGUUGGGGGUCUUGGAAACUCUCAGAGGGAAUAUGAAAGGCAGGUUGUACUCUACAGCAUCCGCAAUCAGUUACGAUACCGGAAUAACUUAGUUAAGCACAUCAAGAAAGAUGAACGUAAAUAUUAUGAGGAUCUUUUAAAAUACAGUCGAGAUCAUCUCAUGUUGUACCCUUAUCAUUUGUCUGACAUCAUGGUAAAAGGUCUGAGGGUAACACCGUUUUCAUAUUACACUGGCAUAAUGGAGGAUAUAAUGAACAGUGAAAAAAGCUAUGAUUCAUUACCCAACUUCACUGCUGCUGACUGUCUAAGACUUCUUGGUAUAGGAAGAAACCAGUACAUAGAUCUAAUGAACCAAUGUAGGUCUUCAAAAAAAUUUUUCAGAAGGAAAACAGCUCAUGAUCUGUUACCUGUGAAACCUGUGGAGAUUGCUAUAGAAGCUUGGUGGGUCGUGCAGUCUGGCUACAUCACUGAGGAUGACAUCAAGAUUUGUACUACAUCGGAGAAGUCUGCUAUUGAUAAGAUAAUUGAUUCAGGUCCUCAGCUUGCUGGUUCAUUAGACUUCAAUGUGGUUCACAGUUUGUAUAACAAAGGAUUUAUAUACCUUGAUGUGCCAAUAUCUGAUGACAGCUGUAUAGCAGUGCCACCACUUGAAGGUUUUGUGAUGAACAGAGUGCAAGGUGAUUACUUUGAAACACUCCUGUACAAGAUAUUUGUUUCAAUAGAUGAACACACUAAUGUGGCAGAGCUUGCAAACGUCCUACAGAUUGACUUAUCUUUAGUAAAGAAUGCUGUGUCCAUGUAUUGUCGGUUAGGCUUUGCUCAUAAAAAAGGCCAAGUAAUAAACCUGGAUAAUCUUCAUCCAUCGUGGAAGAAUGUUCCUUCAGUAAACAGACUGAAGAGUACUUUGGACCCUCAAAAGAUGCUGCUUUCAUGGGACAGUGGGGAAAACAGAAGUCCUAUACAGGAAGCUGGGUCAUCAGCCACAGAUACAGAUACCAACAGUCAAGAUGAUCCAGCUGAAACAGCCAGCGUGAGCAGCCUGAAUCUGUCUAGUGGACACACAAAGCGUAUUGCCUUCCUGUUUGAUUCUACUCUCACUGCCUUUUUAAUGAUGGGAAAUCUUUCACCAAACUUGAAAAGUCAUGCAGUCACUAUGUUUGAAGUUGGGAAACUGUCAGAUGAGAGUCUUGACAGCUUCUUGGUGGAGCUGGAAAAGGUUCAAAGCACGGGUGAAGGGGAAGCACAGCGGUACUUCGAUCAUGCACUUACACUGAGAAACACAAUACUGUUUUUGCGGCAUAACAAAGACCUGGGGGCACAAGCUGUACAGCCUGAUCAACCAAAUAAUGGGUUUCCCUUGGACCUCUUACGGUGUGAGAGUUUGCUUGGCUUGGAUCCAGCUACCUGCAGCAGAGUUCUCAACAAAAAUUAUACUCUACUGGUUUCCAUGGCACCACUCACCAAUGAAAUUCGACCUAUUAGCAGCUGUACACCCCAGCAUAUUGGACCUGCGAUACCAGAAGUUAGUUCAGUUUGGUUCAAACUGUAUAUUUACCAUAUAACUGGACAAGGACCACCCUCUCUGUUGCUUUCUAAAGGAACACGUCUUCGAAAACUUCCAGACAUUUUUCAGGGUUAUGAUCGCUUACUAAUAACGUCUUGGGGUCACGACCCAGGAGUAGUUCCUACUUCAAAUGUGCUCACAAUGUUGAAUGAUGCUUUAACACAUUCUGCUGUUCUAAUUCAGGGGCAUGGCAUGCACGGAAUGGGAGAAACAAUGCACAUACCUUUCCCAUUUGAUGAAGCUGAGCAGCAGGGAGAUUUCUCUCGUGUGAAUAUGGGCAUUCAUACAGCUUUAAAAAUACUGAGAAACAAAGUAGACUUGCAGCAUUUUUGUGGCUAUGUCACGAUGUUGAAUCCUUCAAGUCGGAAUGCUAACAGAAAGCUGAGCGAUGCUUCUGAUGGAAGAGGAGAGGCUGAACUAGUAUCAGGAUCUGAUGUAAAUGGGAGCACAGAAUCAUUUGAGAUGGUAAUAGAAGAAACCCCAAUGGAUUCUGCAGUCAAGCAAAGCCUUGAAGUACCCACAACAGAAUUGGAGUGGGUUCCCCUGGAAUUAUGCUUUGGCAUUCCACUCUUCAGCUCUGAGUUGAAUCAGAAAGUCUGCAGAAAAAUUGCCACUCAUGGAUUAUGUAGAAAAGAAAGCCUUCAAAAACUCUUACAUUCCAGUAGAAAGCUGUCUCUUCAGGUCCUUAAUUUUGUUCAUUCAUUCCAGGAAGGUAUUUCAACACUGGAUCAGCUCCAUGAUGCUGGUUCUUCAAGUUCACUUUUGCAGCCUGUUUCUGCAGAUAUGGGUGUUCCACUUCCUGCCAAGAAUCUCAUGUUCAAAGAAGGUGUAUUAUCUGAAUGGAACGGAUGGUCUCCUUCCUCAGUUUUUUUCAGCCACACCUAA
This is a messenger RNA of Charadrius vociferus (killdeer), 2460 nucleotides long. RefSeq names its product family with sequence similarity 91, member A1 (gene FAM91A1). Gene Ontology annotation, biological process: intracellular protein transport. NCBI's taxonomy places the organism in Eukaryota, Metazoa, Chordata, Aves, Charadriiformes, Charadriidae. Gene Ontology annotation, cellular component: cytoplasmic vesicle; trans-Golgi network. The coding region runs from base 1 to 2460 and encodes 819 amino acids. The record is from RefSeq and is a predicted model, not a curated record. The transcript is spliced from 24 exons.